Chara braunii is the source of this 1440-nucleotide messenger RNA. The record is from the annotation of a GenBank genome assembly. Lineage: Eukaryota; Viridiplantae; Streptophyta; Charophyceae; Charales; Characeae.
CCGGACGAUCGACGUGUCUGUUGGUCUAUGUGUGUGUGUGUGUGUCUGUGUGUGUGUGUCUGUGUGUGUGUGAUAGAGAGAGAGAGAGAGGGGCACCGUGAUGCUGAGGCCCUUCAAUGGUCCGGCGUCUCGAGGAGGAAGAAGAUGGCGAUGGGGAAGGAGGAAGAGGAGGAGGAGGAGGAGGAGGAGGAGGAAGAGGAGGAGGAAAGAGUUGUAGGAGGAGGAGGAAGAGGAAGAGGAAGAGGAGGAGGAAGAAGAUCGCGAUGGGGAAGGAGGAGGAGGAGGAGGAAGAAUAUGGCGAUGGGGAAGGAGGAAGAGGAGGAGGAGGAGGAGGAGAGGAGGAGGAAAAAGAUCGCAAUAGGGAAGGAGGUGAGGAAGAAGAUGGCGAUGGGGAAGUAGGAAGAGGAGGAGGAGGAGGAGGAGAGGAGGAGGAAAAAGAUCGCGAUGGGGAAGGAGGUGUAGGAGGAGGAAGAAGAUGGCGAUGGGGAAGGANAGGAAGAGGAGGAGGAGGAGGAGGAGAGGAGGAGGAAAAAGAUCGCGAUGGGGAAGGAGGUGUAGGAGGAGGAAGAAGAUGGCGAUGGGGAAGGAGGAAGAGGAGGAGGAGGAGGAGGAAGAGGAGGAGGAGGAAGAGGAGGAGGAAGAAGAUCGCGAUGGGGAAGGAGGAGGAGGAGAAGGAAGAAUAUGGCGAUGGGGAAGGAGGAGGAGGAGGAGGAGGAGGAGGAGGAGGAGUGGGAGGAGGCCGUACCUCUGUUGGCCAGAGAGAUGAUGGCGCCUUCGGUACGACGUUACUGCAAUGGCGGCGCCCGUUUCCGGUAAAGCAGGUAGCAGCGACCGUACACACAUUUAGAGCAGAUCGACACCCGGUACUGAUGGCGUUUCUUCCCAGGAUGAAUGUCAACCACAAUGCAUCGCACAACAACGCAUCAUCGACUGACACUUUAUCACAAGCCAACAAUUCAAAUACACCGGCCUUGGAUCUCGUAAUACUCGACAGAAAUAUAUGGGAAAAUGAUAUCGUCAGCAUAGACUAUCGGUAUUUGCACCUUGUCCGAAAUGUCGCGCCGGACGGUGAAAUCCCCAUGUCUUGGGUCAUGGGAGACAACGGCAUAGAGCUUCAUCGCGACGACGGCAAAGACUUUUGGUACUUGUACUCGUUGGAGCAAGAAGUCGAUGUGGAGCCCGACGGCGAGGACAAUACUGAAGACCCUGUUACUCCAACGGAGAUGAUUGACGCGUGAAAACAUUGUGUGUAAGGCAGCAAUGGUCCGGGCAGGAUAGGAAACACGUCAAACAAUGUGCUUGGUUUUGUCUCGGAAAACCGAACCUGUCGUUCCCUAUCUUUGUAGAUUUUUAUGGUACAAUCCGGGUGUUGAAUCGUAACACCACCGUUGUGACACUUUUCACAGAGGCCAAGGUGAACGAUAAAAAAAUCAACACGUU